GCCGCAGCCGUGUGAGUAACCUCACGUGACUGGUGGUGGUGGUUACGGUUGGUUUCGUUCGGUAGGCAGGUUACCAUUUCUAGGAUUUCUAGGGGCCACAGGGGUACUGCAAACGAGAGUGCAUUUUGCCGUGCUCGAGGAAAGCAAAACCAAGGCACCUUGGCAAAACAGUUCAACCCUCUCAGCACAGCACAGGACGGUCACAGUCAAAGUAUGGAAGCACCUCUUGUGAAAUGUUUGAACGAUGUGAUCACGUCGGGAGCUUUGGGUGUUGCGUGUGCUGAUCGUCACGGGUUAGCCCUGCAUAUGGCCGGGCAAGUGCAACCGAGGGCAACGGGAGCUAUCACAAGCCUGGCAUCACUGGCGAAGGCGUUAGACCCUUCUGAGUCUGCGCCAACGAUCCACCUCGAGUCAGAAUCACUGAACGUGUUGAUACAACAGAAAGACCAAGUCUCUGUGGCUGUUUACAGCGUCCCGGAUCACACACAGUAAAAUAUUUGAGUUGUUCUUACGCCAUAUGUUACGACGAAUAAAGUGUCUUUGUUGUAUUAAA
Messenger RNA from Ornithodoros turicata, 553 nucleotides. It is a transcript of the gene Lamtor5, whose product is annotated as ragulator complex protein LAMTOR5 homolog. The coding region runs from base 214 to 492 and encodes 92 amino acids. The transcript has 4 exons. The record is from RefSeq and is a predicted model, not a curated record. Lineage: Eukaryota; Metazoa; Arthropoda; Arachnida; Ixodida; Argasidae. Gene Ontology annotation, biological process: cellular response to amino acid stimulus; positive regulation of TORC1 signaling. Gene Ontology annotation, cellular component: Ragulator complex; cytoplasm; lysosome. Gene Ontology annotation, molecular function: guanyl-nucleotide exchange factor activity.